AUGGCCUCCGAGACACGAGCCUCCGAGUCGGCUCCCAUGCUCGACUCGUCCGGGGCCCCCGUCUCUGCCGAGUCCAGCGUGGAUGGCCCUUCAGCUUCCAUGAUGGACCAAGUCUUGCGCCUGGGAGGUGGAGUUACGGUCUCUUUCUUGCACGACUCGCUCUUUGUUAAAGAUAAGGCAGCGGCGAAGCGUGACCAAUCCAAAAUCUGCGGCAUCCCAGUCGGAUCCUCAGAGUCGUCAUUUCAUAUACCCUUCUACCAUGUUCUUUGGGCCGAGGCAGCCCAGGACACAAUCACGAUCGAUUAUGCCACGGUUGUCAAGGACAAGGCCCGGGCCAGGAAGCUCAAAUACACGUUGGGCGACAUUCCCUCGGCGACGGCCGCGGCAUGGGCUAGCAUCCUCCUCGAAAAAGCAUACGGGCUAGCCAAGCAGAAGAAGCGUGCCAAGGUUCUUGUGAACCCCCAUGCGGGCCCUGGCGGCGCUGAAAAAAUCUGGGAACACGAUGUCAAGCCGCUUUUCGACGCAGCCCGCAUGCCCAUGGACAUUGUACGGACGACGUACUCGGGCGAGGCGAUUGACAUCUGCGAGAAACUCGAUAUCGAUGCAUAUGAUGUCGUGAUACCAUGCUCCGGCGACGGCCUGCCGUACGAGGUGUUCAAUGGCCUCGGCAAGCGUCCAGACGCAUCACGUGCUUUGGAGCAGCUGGCUGUAGCACAUGUCCCGUGCGGCAGCGGCAAUGGACUAAGCUGCAAUAUCAAUGGAAGCCACAAGGCCGGCCCGGCCGCGUUGGCCAUUAUAAAGGGUGUGAGAACACCAAUGGAUCUCAUGAGCAUCACCCAAGGUGACCAGCGGAUCCUAAGCUUCCUGAGCCAGUCCUUUGGUAUCGUUGCCGAAUGCGACUUGGGAACUGAGAACCUUCGCUGGAUGGGCCCAGCCAGGUUCGACCUUGGCGUCGUGCAGAGGAUCUUUACGAGGAAGACGUGGCCAGCUGAAGUGUCCGUGAAAACAGCCAUUGCGGAUAAGAACGAGGUCAAGUCCUUUUACAAGCAUGGGAGAGGCCAGGACUACACCGUUCGACGAACUGGCACUACUGCCGACAAUGAAGUGCAGCCAGGCCAAGGUCUCCCGCCUCUCAAGUAUGGUACCAUUCAUGACGAGGUGCCCGAGGACUGGGAGACAACCACAUACGAUAAACUGGGCAACUUUUACUGCGGCAACAUGGGAUACAUGGCCCCAAAUGUCAACUUCUUCCCUGCUGCGCUACCCAACGACGGACACAUGGAUCUGAUUAUCAGCAAUGGUGACAUUUCCGUCAUCAAAUAUAUUGAGCUCAUGACGGCCAUCGAGAGUGGAAAACAUUAUGACAACCCAUUGUUAUCGUAUCGCAAGGUUUUGGCGUACCGCCUCACACCAAAAAAGAGCGAGGGCUACAUCAGCAUCGAUGGCGAGCGCAUCCCAUUUGAGCCUUUUCAGGUUGAAAUACACCCCGGACUGGCCACGGUCUUGUCAAAGAAUGGCCAAUUCGAGGCUCCAGGCCCUCUCGGGUGGGAAAAGGCCGAACCUAGCACCAGCAUCUCGGCGUAA
Pestalotiopsis fici W106-1 is the source of this 1584-nucleotide messenger RNA. RefSeq lists its product as uncharacterized. Gene Ontology annotation, biological process: sphingosine biosynthetic process. NCBI's taxonomy places the organism in Eukaryota, Fungi, Ascomycota, Sordariomycetes, Amphisphaeriales, Sporocadaceae. Gene Ontology annotation, cellular component: intracellular membrane-bounded organelle; membrane; cytoplasm. The coding region runs from base 1 to 1584 and encodes 527 amino acids. The transcript has 2 exons. The record is from RefSeq and is a predicted model, not a curated record.